Debaryomyces tyrocola is the source of this 2211-nucleotide messenger RNA. The record is from the annotation of a GenBank genome assembly. Lineage: Eukaryota; Fungi; Ascomycota; Pichiomycetes; Serinales; Debaryomycetaceae.
AUGUCUACACAACGAAAAGCAUAUAAGAAUCAUCUGAAAAGAUUUAGUAAUAAUUCAUCGUCAUCAUCUAAUAAUAAUAGUUCUUCGACUGAAUUAACUAGUUUGUUAGAAAUGUUCCCUGAUUGGGAAUCAGAUGAUUUAUCAAGUUUAUUGGCUGAACAUAAUAAUAUUUUAGAAGUCGUUAUUGACUUAAUUGUUAACAAUAAAGUUUCCAAAUGGGAACCAAUCAAAAAGGAAGCCAAAAAUAAGAAGAAAGAAAAGGAAAAUGAUGAGUUUGUUAAUGUGCCUAAUACUAAUGUUACUUCAAAUAACACAACACACGGUAGUUCUGCCGAUCAUGGUCAUAAAUUAAAUAAAUAUCACAAGGAGGCACAUCCAUCCAAUAGUAAGUCUAAAUUUAGUUCAAAGGGACCACAUAAUAAGAAGCCAAAUCCAAAGUUCAAUGGAAAGGAUUCAUCUCCUAGCGCACCAACUGCAACUACAUCUACAUCUACAUCUGGAGCUACAUCUGUGCCAUCUUCAAAUUCAUGGGCAGCAGCAUUAUCCAAGGAUGGAGUGAAGGUAAAUAACAAGUCACAUAAGGAAUCAAAUUCCCAACCAGAAACUGAACUUGAACCAGAACCAGAACCAGAACCAGUAGCUCAAGCAGGUGAAGAACCUGAAAUAAUCAUUGAACAGGCAACAACAGUCAUCGAAUCAACAGAAACACCAACCUCCACUACUAAACCAGUCUUAAAAGAAGCAACAGUUCCACAACCUAAGCAAGGAUCCUGGGCAUCUGCCAUUACACCAAAACCAAAGUCAAAGCCGCGCACCAAACAAGCUGUAUCAGAACCCCAAGAAGAAUCCUUUGAAUCCAAGGGUCAAUUUGAACAAGCUCAAGAAGAACCAGCCGAAGCGAUCAUUAUUGAAGAAACUACUACCACUAUUCCAACUGAAUCUAUUCCAUCUGAAGAAGCCAGUGAACAACCAGCACAAGUAGUGUUACCAACUUCAUCUCAACCAUUAGGUUCGGUUGGCGUAUCUUUCGGUUCAUUAUCAUUAGGAGACGAGGAAAAGGAAUCCCAACCAGAACAAGCUACCGAGGAAAUUGGUGCUCCAGUUGGCGAUCAAUCUCAACAACAGCAACAACAACGUUACGGCUUAUACAAUAACCAAAACCAAAACCGUUACAACCAACAAAUUUAUCAACAACAACAGCAACACGCUCAACAGCAACAUGCUCAACAGCAACAUGCUCAACAGCAACACGCUCAACAGCAACAACAACAAUCUCAACAACCUCAACAACCACAACAGCCUCAACAACCUCAACAACCUCAACAACCUCAACAACCACAACAACCCCAACAACCUCAACAACCUCAACAGCAAUACAACCAAAGUAAACAGCAACAGCAACAACAGCAACAGCAAUAUGAUUACUACAAUCAAUUCCAACAAUCCCAGUAUCCUCAACAAGGAAGCCAAACUUUACCAGGCGCGCAAUUUGGUGUUUACCCAGGUAUGGACUAUUCUGCUUAUAACCAACAAGCUGCUGCUGUCAUUAGCUCUCCUGCUGCUUCUCCAGCAGCUACUGCUAAUUAUGCGCAAUAUGCUCAUGCGGCCUCUCAACCACCAUCAAGCGGUGCUCAAGAAGGUAAUGUUGCAGCACAAUCUCCAAUUACUUCCCAAAUAAACCCAAACACCUUACAACAACAAGUUCCAGCAGCCCCAUUUGGCUAUCCAUACUACAACUAUUACUACAACACCCCAUUCUACGGUAACGGUGCCGGUUUAGGAGCUCAAGGUGGAUUUGGUAAUGUUGCUGCUGCUCAAGGUACCCCAACCUCCAACUCCAACGCUACCCCAAAUAGCGGUGUUAACAGUGGUUUUAUCGGUGUCGGUAACACCGGUGCCUCUCAAUACUAUGGGCAACCAAACCAAUUCGGUAACAGAUAUCCAGGCUACAAUUCAUACCCUCAACCAGGUCAAGCGCAAUCGGCGCAAUCUGGAAACCCAUCGAACAACCAAAGCGGAUCUGUCCCAGCUUCCCAAGGUGAUGCCAACGAUUCUUCAAGUGCUAGCAACCAAGCUGGUAAUCCACAAUCUCAAAUCCCACAACAAUCGCAACAACCACAACAGCCAGUUAUCCCUCAAUACGGUGGUUACCAACAAUAUCCUCAAUACGGUGGCUACCAAGAUAACAACCAAUAUCGUGGUUGGUAUUAG